UGAAUGACCCAAGAAGUAGCAAGUGACUACUAGUUUGUAGAUUCCUCUCCAUUGGGUUGGAGUUGAGAAGAGUACUUAAGUAGGGUUGCACGCUGGCUGCUGUCUCUUUCUGCAGUUUAUAAGUAAAACGCAAUCCAGAAUCUCUCAAAUUCAAUUCAAUUCACUUCAUAAUUAUUCUCAUCUCUUCGUCACAACCCCUUUCUCUGUUUCUCUCGCUAUUCGCACCUCCCAACUCACUCCGAUACGACGACGACAAUGGGUGCUUCUCUUCCUCCUAAAGAGGCCAACCUCUUCAAACUCAUUGUUAAAUCCUAUGAAACCAAACAAUACAAAAAGGGUCUCAAAGCGGCCGAUGCCAUUUUGAAAAAGUUUCCAGAUCAUGGAGAAACUUUAUCGAUGAAGGGUUUGACAUUAAAUUGCAUGGAUCGUAAAUCUGAAGCAUAUGAACUGGUUCGCCAAGGAUUGAAGAAUGACCUUAAGAGUCAUGUUUGCUGGCAUGUUUAUGGUCUUCUCUAUCGGUCCGACCGAGAAUACAGGGAAGCAAUCAAGUGCUAUCGAAAUGCACUAAGGAUAGAUCCUGACAAUAUUGAAAUCUUACGUGAUCUAUCUCUCUUGCAGGCUCAAAUGCGAGAUUUAUCUGGCUUUGUUGAGACGCGGCAACAACUUCUGACUCUUAAGUCAAAUCAUCGCAUGAACUGGAUUGGAUUUGCUGUUUCACAUCAUUUGAACUCUAAUGCAUCAAAAGCUAUUGAAAUUCUGGAAGCAUAUGAAGGGACAUUAGAAGAUGAUUAUCCUCCAGAAAAUGAACGGAUUGAGCAUGGUGAAAUGAUUUUAUAUAAGGUCUCUUUGUUAGAGGAAUGUGGAUCUUUUGAAAGAGGUCUUGAGGAGUUGCAGAAGAAGGAGUCAAAAAUUGUUGAUAAGCUUGGAUAUAAAGAACAAGAGGUUUCACUAAUAGUCAAGCUUGGUCGCUUAGAAGAAGGCGAGAAAUUGUACCAGGCAUUGCUUUCCAUGAAUCCAGACAAUUAUAGAUACUAUGAAGGCCUUCAACGAUGUGUUGGGUUAUAUUCAGAAAAUGGUCAAUUUUCUCCUGAUGAAAUAGAUCGAUUAGAUACCCUGUACAAAACACUUGGGCAGCAAUUUAAGCGGUCAUCUGCUGUUAAGAGAAUACCAUUAGAUUUUCUUCAAGGUGACAGAUUUCGAGAAGCAGCAGAUAGUUAUAUUAGACCUCUCCUGACUAAGGGAGUUCCAUCUCUAUUCUCAGAUCUUUCUUCUUUAUACAAUCACCCUGGGAAGGCAGACAUUUUGGAACAAAUUAUUCUUGAGUUAGAGAACUCUAUUAGGACGACCGGUCAAUACCCUGGGAGGGUGGAAAAAGAGCCCCCUUCAACUUUUUUGUGGACUUUGUUCUUGUUGGCUCAGCAUUAUGACAGGCGUGGCCAAUAUGAAAUAGCACUUUCUAAAAUUAAUGAGGCUAUAGAACACACACCUACUGUCAUUGAUCUAUACUCUGCCAAGAGUCGGAUACUGAAGCAUGCUGGUGAUUUGGCUGCUGCUGCUGCAUUUGCAGAUGAAGCUAGGUGUAUGGAUCUCGGUGAUCGUUAUGUUAAUAGUGACUGUGUGAAACGCAUGCUGCAGGCUGAUCAGGUGGUUUUGGCAGAAAAAACUGCCGUGCUAUUCACAAAAGACGGGGAUCAACACAACAACCUCCAUGACAUGCAGUGCAUGUGGUAUGAGCUUGCCUCUGCUGAAAGCUACUUCCGCCAAGGGGAUCUUGGGCUGUCUCUCAAAAAAUUCUUGGCAGUGGAGAAGCAUUAUGCAGAUAUUACUGAAGACCAAUUUGAUUUUCAUUCAUACUGCUUAAGGAAAAUGACAUUGCGUACAUAUGUGGAAAUGCUUCAAUUUCAAGACAGAUUGCAUUCGCAUGCAUAUUUUCGUAAAGCAGCUGCUGGAGCUAUCAGGUGUUAUAUAAAAUUGCACGAUUCUCCUCCAAAGUCAACAGCUGAGGAGGAUGAUGAAAUGUCCAAGUUGCCUCCUGCUCAGAAAAAGAAAUUGAAGCAAAAACAGAGAAAGGCAGAAGCAAGAGCUAAAAAAGAGGCAGAAGAGAAAAAUGAAGAAUCAAGUGUUAGUGGGAUAUCAAAAUCUGGGAAACGUCAUACAAAGCCUGUUGAUCCAGAUCCUCGGGGGGAAAAGUUGUUACAGGUUGAAGAUCCAUUGUUGGAAGCCACAAAAUACUUGAAGUUGCUGCUGAAGAAUUCACCUGAUUCACUGGAGACACACUUGCUCUCCUUUGAAUUAUACAUGAGAAAACAGAAGAUUUUGCUAGCUUUCCAGGCUUUAAAGCAAUUACUAAGAUUGGAUGCUGAACACCCUGAUUCUCAUCGUUGCUUGAUUAAAUUCUUCCAUAAAGUGGGAUCCAUGAAUGCUCCCGUGACUGACAGUGAGAAACUCGUUUGGAGUGUCUUAGAAGUUGAGCGUCAAACUAUAAGUCAGCUGCACGGGAAAUCUCUUCUUGAGGCAAAUAGCCUUUUCCUUGAAAAACAUGAAGGUUCUAUGAUGCAUAGAGCUGCUUUUGGAGAAAUGAUGUACAUUUUAGAUCCCAAUAGGAGAGCCGAGGCUGUCAAGUUGAUUGAAGGCUCAACAAAUAACCCUGUGUCAAGCAAUGGAGCACUUGGACCAAUCCGAGAAUGGACACUUAAAGACUGUAUUGCAGUUCAUAAACUUCUUGGAUCAGUUCUUGAUGAUCAAGAUGCUGCAUUGAGAUGGAAAGUGCGAUGUGCUGAGUUUUUCCCAUACUCUACAUACUUUGAGGGUAGUCAAAGCUCUGCCUCGCCCAACUCUGCUCUCAAUCAAAUAUGCAAGACCACCAUAAAUGGUAGUUCUAGCCAUUCACCGGGUGAUAACAUUGUGGAAUCUGUCACGUCAAACGGCAAACUAGCAUCAUUUAAAGAUCUUACUAUCUAACAAAGUAGAAGUUCCCACUUCCCAGCUCACCGAGUUUUGGUGCAGGUUAUAUCAAAUUUUGGGAACAAGUCGCGAUAUAUAUUUUCUUUGCACAAGUUCUCCCUCUAAACUGAUUUGUAUUCCAUUUGCAAAUGUGUAUAAUUUUAUCUUAGGGUUGAAUUUUUUAUUUGAUCGGCUCUUUUCUCGAGGGAUGUGGUAGAGCAGGGUCAAUGGAUUUAUCGUCCUAGGUAGCAGGGAGAGCUACUGAAAUUUUAAAUUUCUGGUCCUGCAUACGGCGGCCAGUAUACAUGAGAGCAUGUUGUACUUUUCCAUUUGUUAGUUUCUUUAUCGUGUAUAAAUAUUUAAUUAUGUGAAAAUUUUGGCUUAGAAAUCAUACAUUAAUUUAUGUGAAACCGUUGGUUGAGUUCUAGCAGAUUUGUAAUGAGUUAUGAUAAAAUAAAGACUUAUUUCCAUUUUUGGCACCCAAG
Medicago truncatula (barrel medic) is the source of this 3428-nucleotide messenger RNA. RefSeq names its product N-terminal acetyltransferase A complex auxiliary subunit NAA15. NCBI's taxonomy places the organism in Eukaryota, Viridiplantae, Streptophyta, Magnoliopsida, Fabales, Fabaceae. The coding region runs from base 256 to 2961 and encodes 901 amino acids. The transcript is spliced from 26 exons. Gene Ontology annotation, biological process: N-terminal peptidyl-methionine acetylation. Gene Ontology annotation, cellular component: cytoplasm. Gene Ontology annotation, molecular function: protein binding. The record is from RefSeq and is a predicted model, not a curated record.